Jatropha curcas is the source of this 1781-nucleotide messenger RNA. RefSeq names its product berberine bridge enzyme-like D-2. NCBI's taxonomy places the organism in Eukaryota, Viridiplantae, Streptophyta, Magnoliopsida, Malpighiales, Euphorbiaceae. The record is from RefSeq and is a predicted model, not a curated record. Gene Ontology annotation, molecular function: FAD binding; oxidoreductase activity.
AUGGUUUACUUCCUUGCUACAAACCCAUUAUUUCUUCUAUUAGUCUCUUUUUCAUUUUUUCUUUCUCCUUCUUUAUUAACUGCUAUUUCAAACCAAUUAACUACUUGCUUAACUCAAAACCACAUAACCAACUUCACUGUGUUCAACUCGACAGCUUACUAUAAUCUCCUUGAAUUUUCCAUUCAAAAUCUUCGUUUUUCAGAACCUAUUAUUCCUAAGCCAGUAGCCAUUGUUCUACCAGAAACUGCAGACCAGCUAGCAAAGACUGUAAUAUGCUGUAGAGAAGGAUUCUUUGAAAUUAGGGUUAGGUGUGGCGGUCACAGCUAUGAAGGAACUUCAUCAGUCGCUAGUGAUGGAUCAUCUUUUGUGAUAAUAGACAUGAUGAAUCUAAAUAAGGUUUCAGUCGAUUUAGAAGCUGAAACAGCAGUAGUAGAAGGCGGUGCAACGCUUGGAGAAACAUAUUCAGCCAUUUCGGAGAAAAGUAAUGUUUAUGGAUUCUCAGCUGGGUCAUGCCCUACCGUUGGCGUUGGUGGCCACAUUGGUGGAGGUGGAUUUGGGCUAUUAUCUAGAAAAUAUGGAGUCGCAGCUGAUAACGUAGUUGAUGCACUUCUUGUCGACGCUAAUGGACGCUUGUUAGAUAGAAAAGCUAUGGGAGAAGAUGUUUUCUGGGCAAUAAGAGGCGGUGGCGGUGGCGUUUGGGGUAUUGUUUAUGCUUGGAAAAUUAAGCUAUUGAAAGUUCCAGAAGUAGUCACAGGUUUUAUUGUUUCAAGACCUGGCACAAAAGGCCAUGUAGCUAAAUUAGUAAACAAAUGGCAACAUGUUGCACCUAAAUUAAACAAUGACUUUUACUUGUCAUGUUUUGUAGGAGCUGGCUUGCCUGAGAGUAAAAGAAAAGGAAUUUCAGCUACAUUUAAAGGGUUUUAUUUAGGUCCAAGAAAUGAAGCUUUGUCUAUAUUGAAUAAGGUUUUUCCUGAAUUGGGUAUUUUAGAAGAAAAUUGCAAAGAAAUGAGUUGGAUUGAGUCUAUUCUAUUUUUUUCCGGUCUAAGUAAUGGAAGCUCUGUUUCUGACUUGAAAAACCGGUAUCUACAAGAGAGAAAUUAUUUCAAGGCUAAAUCAGAUUAUGUGAGAAUUGAAAUUUCUUUUGAUGGUAUAAAUGGUGCACUUGAUAUUCUUGAAAAGGAGCCCAAAGGCUAUGUUAUAUUAGACCCUUACGGUGGGAUUAUGAAUAAUACAAGCAGUGAAGCAAUUGCUUUUCCUCAUAGAAAUGGUAACAUUUUUGCAAUUCAGUAUCUGGUGGAGUGGAAAGAAAAGGAUAAUGAUAAAAGCAAAAAAUAUAUAAAUUGGAUAAGAAAAUUUUACAAAUCGAUGAGUCCUUUUGUGUCAACGGGUCCAAGAGCUGCUUAUAUAAAUUAUAUGGAUUUUGAUCUUGGAGUAAUGGAUAAUCUGAAAAUGAGGGUCCCAUGUGGGGAUGAAGUAGAAGCUGCCAGAGUUUGGGGAGAAAAGUACUUCUUGAAAAAUUAUGAUAGGUUGGUAAGAGCCAAGACACUCAUUGAUCCAGACAAUGUUUUUAGUAAUCAACAAAGCAUUCCUCCAAUGUCCUCACUAGGUACCAAACCCAAGAUUUAAAUCAAUGGUUGAUUAUUUGUUUGUAAAAGAAAAUAUCAUCCUUCUUCCGUUUUAUUUUCUCUCAUUUCCAAAGGAAGUGUAAGGUUAUGCUUACAUUUAAAAGGUUCCAAGAUAUGAAUAAUAGGCCUUCAUUCCCCCGCCCCAAUGAAAAGGUC